Aspergillus thermomutatus is the source of this 2172-nucleotide messenger RNA. RefSeq lists its product as uncharacterized. Lineage: Eukaryota; Fungi; Ascomycota; Eurotiomycetes; Eurotiales; Aspergillaceae. Gene Ontology annotation, biological process: eisosome assembly. The record is from RefSeq and is a predicted model, not a curated record. The coding region runs from base 1 to 2172 and encodes 723 amino acids. The transcript has 2 exons.
AUGGCCCCCGAGGCGCCUUAUGCUGCUUCAGCGGCUGGCAGUGUGAAGCCUGGGCCGGAAGUGGAAGGCCCACUUGCACAUAUUGACAGCUCAUUGGAAGCCAGCAGGAUUCAUCACAUGGCUACUGCCAACGCGCAACUCUACACUGAGCAACCUCCUAUUAAGCUCGAGGAGCAAGACCGAAAGAACGUACUUCGAGCUGCUGCUAUCUCGAUGGCGCGCGAUAUGUACGAGAUUACGGAGGCAAGAGAGGAAGAACAGACAGGAGAGCCCAGCGCAGCCCUCUACGGUGCUCAGCGAGGCCACAGCCGCAUGCGCUCUCAGCAAACGGUUCCCAAGUCCGAUCCAACGGCCCUUAAGCAGGCUAUUAAAGUGCAAGAAGCGGCUCAGCAGCGGGCUGCGGAGAAAUUGGCCAAACUGAAUGAGCCAACUUAUCAGGAAUAUUAUGGGGUUGAACCCCAUGCUCCGCGGCCCAGCCUGUCUAUCCGUCGCAGGAGAGCAUCCUUCGACUCGGACACAUCAGCUGCUGAUGCCGAGCGAUCAAGGGAGAUUAGGUACCAAAUGUCUAGCCUUCGAUCGCGACUCGAUGCUGUGGAUGAACAGAGAACGAAAGACCGUGCCAACUUGAUGGAAGCCGCAAGGCGAAAUGUCAACGCGACCAUCCAAGAUAUGGAGAUGCGUGUCUACAAUGAAACUGGCCGGCCUCCACCAUCGAUGCAAAAAGAAUGGGAGGAGGCAGCACUUGAGCGGGCACAACGCGAGGUGCAGGAAGGAGAGCCCUACCAACCACCCGACAGAGUCAAUAUUGGCGCUGAAAGAUACAUGGAUAUGGCUGAUGUGGAGGCGGUCGCCCGUUCGAGGCUUCAGCCAACAUUCGAUGAGAUCACGGAUCGUGCCGAGAAGCAGAGGGCCAAGGAAUUGGAGGCUCGUCUGGAUGCCGAAGAAAGGGAGCGAUAUGAGGCUAUUGCGCGUGAGCGGGAGCUUGAUACGAUGGCCGAGGAGAAACGCCAGCGAGAGGCAGAGAUUCAAAAGCACAAGAUGAAGGAGAAAGCUGCAGGGGAAAAGACAUGGCUUUGGAGACGGAAGUCGAAGCGAACGCGAGACACUGAACGUCCUGCUGAAAAGCCUUCAGCUGAGGAAGAGACUGAUUACCAUGCGGCCGGUGGAGCGGCAGCUGCACCUGCAGCUGCACCUCAGCCUGAAGUUGCGCCUCAGGCCACUACUCCUCCGGUUGAGGCUGCAUCUCAGGUGGAAGCUGCCCCUCAGGCUGAAGCUCCUAUGGCGGAACCUCCCAAGGCCGAAGCUCCCGAGGCGGAAGCCCCUAAGGCUGAAGCUCCCGAGGCCGAAGCUCCUAAGGCUGAAGCUCCCGAGGCCGAAGCUCCCAAGGCCGAAGCCCCUAAGGCUGAAGCCCCUAAGGCUGAAGCCCCUAAGGCUGAAGCCCCUAAGGCUGAAGCCCCUAAGGCUGAAGCUCCCAAGGCCGAAGCUGCUACCCAGGGCGAGGCGCCAGUUAUCGACACUGCACAACCCCAGCCUGCUGAGGAAGAAGAGUUGAUUGUCACUCCAGGGGCCGCCGGAGAAGUACCUCCGCUUGAGCGACGGGAAUCCAGACUCAAAACUUGGUUCAGAGGCCGGGUGGGUCGCCGGCCUAACGGUACGGAACGUCAGUCUCCACGAGAGAUAGAAGGCGAGAAAGAAAGUGCUGCAAGCACAGGGUUUGCUGGAGGCGCGGCGCUGGCGGAGAUAGAUUCACGCGGUGCGGCACUCCGAUCUCAUCCUGUCACAGGCAAUGAUCUUGUCGCGAUGCAGCAUAGAAUGUCCGUUGACCAAGGCAGUUUAGGAAACGAGGCCACGCGGCGUGGCUCGAGCGGCAUUGCUGAGAGUGGCGAGAAUAGAAGGUCGUCACGCCUGAGAUCCAGUUUCAUGAAGAUUGUGUCUGGCGGCUCACAUGACCACAGGACUAAUGGUGUAUCGAAGCCGAGUGAUGAACGUCAGACCCCUUCAGAACCUGCUGAAGAGAGUGGCGUUCGUAACAUUGCAGGCUCCAAUGCAUCCACAGUCACAAAAGAGGAGCUGCGAGAGAGUGCCACUGAUCAGGGUUUACCUAUGCCUCCAGCCAUUGGCAAGCAUGCCACAAAUGGUAGUCGUGAAUCACGAUUCUCCGAGGACUUGUGA